Molecule: messenger RNA, 2801 nt
Organism: Caenorhabditis sp. 36 PRJEB53466
Lineage: Eukaryota; Metazoa; Nematoda; Chromadorea; Rhabditida; Rhabditidae
Source: the annotation of a GenBank genome assembly
AUGUUCCUGAAAGAUUUCAAUUGUGCAGUGGAUACUUGCCAAGAUAUUCCCAUAAAAGUGGCCGCCGUUUAUAAUGUGAUCGAUGCGAACGGACGACUCAAGUUCGAAUUGGCGCCGACGUCUUCUGAAACAGUACUCGGGAAGGCUGGAUAUCUGGCAACUGAGGAGUACGUCGGACUCAUCAGAUAUGAUGAAUAUUACUCUGAAGAAGAUGAUCGUGAGCGCAGAGUUCGUUUUGAAGUUGAAAAGUUUAGAUGUUUUCAGUGUUUGCAUAUGUGAAUGGCAAGUAUCCGAAUCAGUUCGGUUCGUGUCAGUUGAGAGAUUACGGAGAGUACCGUUAUAAGUUCGUGAGGACUCUUGGAUACGCAUUCACUGCCAUCACAAUCCCUCAAAACCUUCCAAUUUAUUCGUAAUUUCACUUUGUACUCAUUCGACACAAGCUGUUUCUUUCAGGAUCUUUGGUUUCGACGACGGUCUUCCUGAGCCGACAACCGUCACUACUCCCAAGACCUCGGAGCAAGUCACCUUCGGAACGAAUCCAAUAUGGACAAUCCUGAAGAACUCUUUGAACGGCACCCAAGGUCUCGGAGCCAUAAACCUUCCGUGGGGUCCUCCAGUGAAUGCCACGCCCCUCGAAGAAACGAACGUUUGUCUGCUAACUGGCAACUUUUCGCUGCUCUCUUUGUGCGGGGACGCUGGCCGCAUUCUUCAAUUCUUCGAUAGAAAUCACACGUAUUUUGGAUUCAUUGACUUGGUUUACGGAGCAGUGGACACGUACAUUUACUCGUACAUAGGAUAUGCUUUCCAUUCAGCCGACAACGUCUGUGGCCUGCCUCUUCUUCCGAUCAGAGAACUCUAUAAGGACGAUGUUGGGGUGAGGAAGGAAACGGAUUCAUAAAUAGAGAUGUGAAUGAGGAUUUCAGUAUAAUGCAGUUGUGGGAGACGAUGUCAGUGCUGUCGAGUCGGAAGGAUAUUAUGAAACCGGGAGAAUCCUCGGAUACACAAUAGACUGCAGCAGCGCUUCGAACGGACAAAUCAUUGCAGACAUCCCCGAGUGGCUGCUCUCCUCCACUUCCCAUUCUCCGCUCUCCACUCUAACGACGUCUUCGUCGUCUUCUCAAGUCGGUUUCUUUGUCGAACCAAUCUAUAUCGUGUGGCCAACGACAUCGGAAGGGAUACAGGGAUACUGGUGGGAUGGAGUGCUGAACGGUCCGUUCGGAGUGGACUAUGGAAACUCGACGAAUGUAUGUCUGUUUACUGCCAACACGACAUCCCUCCCGAAGUGUGGAUAUGCAAGCACGCUCUACUUGUAUUAUGACAUUAUUGAUAAGUUCUACUUUGUUGGAAUCCAAAGUUUCGGCCGGAACGUCACUUCGAAGCCAAUCGGAAUAGCCUUCCAAACUUCUGAAAAUGUCUGCGGGUUCGAUUUGGUUCCGAUCAGAGAACUUUACAAACAGGGAACUGGAGUAUGCUUAAUUUUUACUUGUUCUUCUCAAUUUUUAGUUUCCAGUAUUACGUGGUGGCUGGAGACAACUACACGUCUCUAAUUUCUGCAGGAUACACUUUAACUGGUAACAUUCUCGGGUACACAGUUGACUGUAAGGACGCCUUUGGCCAAAUGGUUUACGGAGAUGUUCCUGAAUAUGAGUUCACCACUACCACUUCAAUGCAAACAACUUCAAAAGCUAACUCUUCCGAUUUGGUUGACAUCUUCGUAUCGCCUGUGAAGAAUGUUACGACGACAUCCUCGGACGGAUUGGGCGGAUACGGAUAUGAUGUGGACAGUCCGUUCGCCCUCGGAAAUGCCAUCCCCAUCUGUCUAUUUGUGGCCAACUCAACAUUCCUCCAAACUUGUGGAUACACCACCACUCUCUAUCAGUUUUUCGACAUUGACAGGAAGUUCUAUUUCAUCGGAAUCGAGAGUGCCGGCCGGAAUGUUACCUCCAACUCAAUCGGUAUUGCAUUCCGAUCGGCUGAUAAUGCGUGCGGCUUGAACUUGAAACCAAUCAGAGAACUGUACAAGGAAGGCGUCGGGGUGAGCUCAAAAGGUUUCUGAUCUUAGAUCACAUUCGUCUUUUAGUACACGGCAAUUGCCGAAGACAACUACGGAACAUUGGUCGCUCAGGGAUACAAUCUAACAGGGAAUAUCAUGGGAUACACGGUCAGGUGCAAAAAUGCCACCGAUAAGAUGAUCUGUGCUCACUAUCCUUCCUACAAUUUUACAACAGUUUCCACAACUUCAAUUCCGUCGGCUGUUACAACUACCCAGUCUUCUUCUACAACGGCGGUUACAACUACCGCCAUAACUUCAACAACGUCUACAACCUCCACCACCUCUACAACGACACCUUCUAUAACCACUCGCGGAACAACUAUCACCUAUGGUGAGAAUUAAGGUGCUUCUCACGAUAACACUUGUUCAGGCAAAUGCAAUCCGAAUACGAUUACCUUUGGGAAAGGCGACUCGAAUAGUCCGCAACUCUUGAUUGACGUCAAUUUCUCAGAGUAGGUAAUUGCGUCACUUCAAACGGUAGACCGCUCUUCCCAGUUACGCGGUGUCCGGCACGACGACGACGAUGACAGUCAGCUGCACGGCACUGCCCAGCUACAACGUCUACAUGCAGUUCAACGUGAAUCAGGGCGGCCCGAUGGAAAACAGUCAGUUCCCGCAGACGAUUGCAAUUGAGCUGAGUUGCCCGGUCAGCACGAUGGUCUGGAGCUACACGGCUGUGGUGAACGGAGUCACUUACACGAGGGCAAUCCAGUCGGUCACUUGUCAGCAGGCAUCCAAUUCAGGAUAG